GCCAUGCCAGCCCCACAAAUCGACUAUAAUUUAGGGAUCUGCCUCUGCUACUGUCUUUGUUUGAUCAACGUGGCGCCAUAAGCCUUCACUUCGCAUUCUCUGGAAUACGUAGUUCGAUCUCUUACACAGUCUCGAGCCAAACCCAGUAAUUUUCCCAAGAAGAUUUACGAGAAAUACUUCCGCCUCACUUCUUUUCUCUCCUUAUUGGGUAUGCUAAAAGAUAAGAAAAUUCCUAGCUUUGUGAUUGGUUUUAGAUAGGAGGUACAACAAUGGCGGGAAUAGCUAUAGUCCUCGACUUAUUGCGGAAAAAACCAAGUUUAUACACGGGGCAAAGCCUCCACUCUAAUGGGUUGUUGUCGGCCACCGCCGCGGCCUCUGCAGCUGCCGCCGCCGUUUCCGCAGGAACCCCCUUUGCCUCUAGGGCGUUGUUCGGGAUAUCAGUUGCCCACUGUGAUGCUGGAGCAGCAUUUUCUGAAGAUUACAUUUCCAGUAUACGAAGAGCAACUGCAAAUAUCUUUCAGCACGAUUCUUUGAAAUACGGAGUGAAAGAAUACAAAAUUGUGUUAAAACCUUUAUUCUCAGCUUUCGAAUUAAGGGCAUUUGCUAUGACUUCCCUAAGGUCAUUUUUGAUGUUCUAUUUGCCUCUUUUGGAGCCUCAUUCAACCACGGAGGAGGAUGAUGAUGAGUUUCUUCAGGACACUCGAGAAGAGAGCCAUGUGGAUUUGGUUAUUCCUUUCAAAAAAUCAAUGAAGCAAAUUAUCCGCGAGACUACUGUUGUAACCACUCGGCGAGUGCUGGAACGAAUUGUUGUCCAUUAUGUUUCACAGAGGAUGGCAUGGAAACUUCUGAAAGAUGUUCCAAAAUCUGCUGUGCGCAAGUCUGAAAGACGGAUGCCUACAUUGGUUUACUUCUUCAGUGUUAGCAGAACAACUUUCAGAGGACACUUUCUAGGGGUUGCAGCAUCAUGGCUUGUCCAAGUUGGCAUUGAAAUCUACAGAUACUUUGGUGCUACAAUUGAAGAGGAGAAUGAUGAUGAUCUUGAUAAAGCAGAAAGAGUUAAAGUUCUGGGGAAAAAGGUUGCCGGUGCUACUGUGAGGUGUAGUGCCUCACUGGUUUUUGCUUCCAUUGGGGCAGGGAUUGGUGCCACCCUCUUACGUCCUUCAGCUGGGCAGUGGAUUGGCUGUGCCGUUGGGGAUUUGGCUGGGCCCAUUAUCGUAUCAGUUUGCCUCGGGAAAGUUCUUCACGUUGACCUUUAAGCACUGGGGUUGAAAUAUUUGGGGCAUAUUCCUUUUGCGUCUGCUUAAACUUGACUGGACUGCCUAACUGCUUAUACAACAAUGGUGAGUUUGAGGUAUCUGAUGAUAAUGCUACUACAUGCUUAACAUGAAAGCUAUGGCAUUUCAUCAGAAAUUUUCCUCUGUAGGGAGGGCCAUUCUCAUCCCCUUCCUUUUUUUUUUUUUUUUGGAUGAAUUUUCCAAGUAAAUACAUUUCUGCUGGUGACUUGUGACUUA
Juglans microcarpa x Juglans regia is the source of this 1511-nucleotide messenger RNA. RefSeq lists its product as uncharacterized. The transcript has 6 exons. Lineage: Eukaryota; Viridiplantae; Streptophyta; Magnoliopsida; Fagales; Juglandaceae. The record is from RefSeq and is a predicted model, not a curated record. Bases 270 to 1256 code for a protein of 328 amino acids.